Messenger RNA from Cylas formicarius (sweet potato weevil), 2008 nucleotides. RefSeq names its product V-type proton ATPase 16 kDa proteolipid subunit c (gene Vha16-1). Gene Ontology annotation, biological process: proton transmembrane transport. The record is from RefSeq and is a predicted model, not a curated record. The coding region runs from base 119 to 598 and encodes 159 amino acids. Gene Ontology annotation, molecular function: proton-transporting ATPase activity, rotational mechanism. The transcript has 3 exons. Gene Ontology annotation, cellular component: proton-transporting V-type ATPase, V0 domain. Lineage: Eukaryota; Metazoa; Arthropoda; Insecta; Coleoptera; Brentidae.
AUUCUUGCUGGUGGCAGUCGUGUAGGCCAUAUUUGUCAGUGAGUUCGCUGGUUCCGUCGAGUGUUGUGCGCUUUACAGAUUGUCCUGACCUGUAAAUACUCUCUAAAUACCUGCAACAAUGGCUGAGCUUCCAGAAACUAACCCUGUAUAUGGACCCUUCUUUGGAGUCAUGGGAGCAGCGUCGGCAAUCAUAUUUAGUUCGUUGGGAGCCGCUUAUGGAACUGCCAAGUCGGGGACCGGUAUUGCCGCCAUGUCGGUAAUGCGACCAGAGCUGAUUAUGAAAUGCAUCAUUCCCGUCGUCAUGGCGGGUAUUAUUGCCAUUUACGGCCUGGUCAUAGCUGUACUUAUCGCCGGUAACAUCGAAAAUCCGACCAACUACAGUUUAUUCAAAGGUUUUGUGCACUUAGGCGCAGGUCUGUCGGUAGGUUUCUCCGGUUUAGCGGCCGGUUUCGCCAUCGGUAUUGUGGGAGAUGCAGGGGUACGGGGCACUGCGCAACAGCCCAGACUCUUCGUAGGAAUGAUCCUUAUCCUCAUUUUUGCCGAAGUACUAGGUCUUUAUGGUCUCAUCGUCGCCAUUUUCCUCUACACCAAAAAUUAAAAUCGUCAUUUGUGGUUAUAUUAAAAGUUUUUUCGAAAUUCCUCAGUCCUCGUCCUGUAUCUCUCCUUGUCGUUGGACCGUUGUCGUGCAACCGCCCUUGGUCAUUUUAGUUAUUAAUGUUUCCAUGUGUAAAAAAAUUAUGUAAAAAUAAACCACAAACCGUAGCGAACAUGGUGGCCGGUACCGAAACCAACGGUAUCCAUUCUAUCUCCGUGUAAAUACGUGUAACCACCAAGUAAAGUUUUGUCAGCUCGCGAAGGUCUACUUCUUAAAUUACUGUAUAGUUGUAGUCGUUAGGUUACUUUAUUUCACUAUAAAAUAUAUUUAAGGUGGCUCUAUUGAGUCACAUGUUGAUUAGAUUUGAAAAGAGUAGCACAAUUUAUUUUUAAUUUCAUAUCAAAGACAUCUUGUUCAUAAGAUAAGUUGAAUACCUAGGUGACUGUAAGGUUCAAUUAUUUUAAUUUUUUCUUUGAUUUCACACAUCAAUCUCAAUUUUUUUGUUUUCAGAUUGUGCUAUGUUUUACACACAAACACGAGUAGAAAUAAAUUUAGACUUUGACAGUGUAGUAUACCAUCUUCUCCUUUUUUCUUUUUCAAGAUUCGUGCCCCGCGCGACCCUAAACUAUAUUGCUUUAGAUGGGGCUCUUUAAUUUCUUAUUGUAUCCAGCCUAUAAAGCAUCCACAAUAUACUAAAAUCAUGUAAAUAACAGCGUAUCGAUGUAUCAGUGGUUUUGUGUCUGUGUUAGCCCGUCUUUUGCGGAAAACAGGGUUGCCGCAUUGUCGAUCAGUUACGUGCAAGUCGCAAUCUUGUUGUCCCUAUCAGUAAACCAUGAUGGUAUAUUCUUGGUUUGUUUUCGAUCAUCCGCAGUCAUUGUAAAAUUCAACGGUUAAAAUAGCUUUGGCAAUGUCUCUUGUCAUACAAUAGUAUAUUAUUUGAGAUCGAUAGAAGUGUGUCAUGUUUCUUGAGUGGUCAUAGACGACAGGGGCAUUUGAACCAUUGUAGAGUAUUAUUAUAACAUAAAACGGUUUCUGUAAUGAAGGGAACAGCAAAAUUAUUGUGUUGAAAAUAAAUAAUUUGUACAUUCCAUUACAAUUUUUGUUUUAUCGAUUUUUGUUUUUCAUUUUGUCUCGCUUUCGUGCGUUUCGAUUAUGUACAUACGAUAUAAUACAUUGUAGUAAGUAUGAGAGAGGCUUUGUUGUUUUUGUUGAAAGGUUUUAGCUGAAAAAAAAUUAUGAGCUUGAUUUCCCGCCAUAUAAGGAUGUUGUAAUUUUUCCAAACACAGUUAAGAAGAGAAACAACAGUUGUGAUGUAACCGAAGUAAUAUUCUAUCGCUAAUAUUACCCGCUAGCCUAGUAUUACUUCGUAUUUUUGUUUUUAAUCAAUACAACAUAUUUUGUUAAUGUUACUCA